Molecule: messenger RNA, 384 nt
Organism: Saccharomyces kudriavzevii IFO 1802
Lineage: Eukaryota; Fungi; Ascomycota; Saccharomycetes; Saccharomycetales; Saccharomycetaceae
Gene: TDA2
Product: Tda2p
Exons: 1
Coding region: 1-384 (127 amino acids)
Source: RefSeq, a predicted model, not a curated record
AUGACUGUAAAGAUAGAAAUAAAGGAUGGAAGGAGUGAAAAUUUGCUUCUGCCCAAAGAAAAACUAAUUUCGCUCGUUCGAGAGAGCUAUGAUAGCAUAAGAGAUAAUAAUGAAAUCGAUUUUUCAACAGAAUCGAUUUCAAACGCCUUAAUAAAACUGAUCCUAGAAAAACUAGAAAAGCAUUCGUCUUUAUACAAAUAUAUUGUCUCAUUAACUACACUGAACUUUGAAGAACUUACUGAAGAAGGCAUUAAUUUCUCAUUGAAGAAUGACAUAGGAGCAUCGUGGCAGUCUAAGAAAGAUGGUAUGUUCAACUAUAAACUGGAAGAUAAAGACAACAACAGGUGCUAUUUGAUCACCAUUCUUUGGCUACAUAAAAACUGA